CCUCCACCCCAACCGGAGCCUGCAAUCAGGACCAAUGAAAGCCCAGUACCUCAUCCACCCCGGUGCCUCAGAACUCAGAGUAUUUAAGAGGGUGCAGGAAUGGGCUGGGAACUCCUUUUGCUUUCUCCACAAACAGGCACGCUUUCAUCUGAUCUGGGCCAUUGCUGAGCCGCCGCACAGUGAAGGAGAAAGAAAUAAACUCCACCACCACCACCAUGUGCUACGGGAAGUGUGCUCGGUGCAUCGGACACUCUCUGGCCUGGCUCGCCGUCCUCUGUAUCGUAGCUAAUAUUUUGCUUUACUUUCCCAAUGGGGAGACAAAGUAUGCUUCUGAAAACCAUCUCAGCCGCUUUGUGUGGUUCUUCUCUGGCAUUGCAGGAGGGGGCUUGCUGAUAUUCCUGCCGGCAUUCGUCUUUAUCGGGCUGGAACAGGAAGACUGCUGUGGCUGCUGUGGCCAUGAAAACUGCGGCAAGAGAUGUGCGAUGCUUUCUUCCGUGCUGGCUGCUCUCAUCGGAAUUGCAGGAUCUGGGUACUGCGUCAUUGUGGCCGCACUGGGCUUAGCGGAAGGACCAAUAUGUGUUGAUGCCAGUGGCCAGUGGAACUACACCUUUGCCAGCACGGAGGGAAAAUACCUUGUGGAUAGGUCCACGUGGUCCCAGUGCAUUGAGCCCAAGCACAUUGUGGAAUGGAAUGUCUCUCUGUUUUCUAUCCUCCUGGCACUUGGUGGAAUUGAAUUCAUCUUGUGUCUCAUUCAAGUAAUAAAUGGAGUGCUUGGAGGCAUCUGUGGCUAUUGCUGCUCUCGCCAACAGCAAUAUGACUGCUAAAAGAACCACCCCAAGGCAGGUCCACAACUUUCCUCGAAGUUGCUGUAAUUUAUAUAUUUUACUUGUAUUAAUUUGUAAAACUUUGUACUAGUGUAUCAUAUGCCACAUGUUCUACUUUUAUAAGUGUGUAUAAAGACUGGCAUCUUGGAGUUCUCUUGUGGCACAGCCGGUUAAGGAUCCAGUGUUGUCACUGCAGCGACUUGAUCUCUGCUAUGACGAGGGUUCAAUCCCUGGCCCGGGAAUUUCCACAUGCCCCUGGUGCAGAAAAAAAAAAAAAAGAUUGGCAUCUUUAUGGGAUGCCAGUGUUUGAACUUAACAAACAAACUUUUUUUGCGGGGGGGGGGGGGGAGGGAUAAGAAAAUAAAGCACACUCAAGGUAAUUUACAGACCGAGUGACAGUUCUCAGUCUACCUGAGAUAAAUUCUGGCUGAAGUCAAGUUUUUGAGAAACAUUACAGGGACAAAUAUCACAUUCCAAUUACUAUUGUAUAUAUUUAUAUGUGCAUGUGUUUAUUAAAUGAAAGCGUUCUAGUUGCUUUUUUUAAUAUCAUGAAGGAAAAAAUUCAACAACCUGAAAAGAUGUAUUUUUUCACUGUUUAUAUGGUGUUUCCUAUUUGUAUGACUGCUAAUCUCUAGCAAGGGGCCUUUCGAACUGUUUCAUAUCAUGAAAGAGACAGAUCCUUCCCCAGAGUAGGAAGAUGGAUUGAAAAUGCUUGAAGCCAAAGGGACAAGUCAGAAAAUGCAAUGCAGCAAGUUGCUCCAAGGACUACCAGAUCCUGAAUUUUCCUCACAGAUGAAAAGCUUUUUGACUUCAAAGACAGGACUAAGUAUCGGGGAUCUAAAAAGAAACAGGCUAGGAUAACUGGACAAGAAGAAAGAUGGGAAACGGAAUAAAGCAGCUGAUCAGCAUCUUGGGAAGCUGAGGGAGGAGGGGCAGGAGGACCAGGAGGAAAUACUCCCCAGAUUUGCUUGUUUAAAUACAACAAAUAAAGUAUUCACUACUAUUUUGUUGUUUAGUUUCACUGUCCUUUGUUUCAAGUUCCUCCUUUUUUCUUCCUUCCCCCUGCAAUCUAGGUUGUAUAGUUUCUAUUGCUAAGGGCUUCGUGUCUUCUGGUUUCUUUACCCCCUUUCUCUUCUUCAUCCUCUCCCUCCUCAUCUACCUUUGUCUGCUAUCUAUGCACUGUCAUUGCUCUACCAGCCCUCAGCGCCAUCACCCUAGCUAGGCAAUUUCCCUUUCCACUGGAUGCUCCACACAUCCAGCUCCUGAGCAAGGUACCAGACAUUUUCUCUCUUGAUAUUUUACUUCUUUUGUACAGAGUUAGGCUUUUUCAAGUGAUGGGAUACCCUGACCUGUUGAGAACUGUCUACAGAAAUCACCUGCUUUUGGUAUUUAUUGGCCUCCACAACAGACAAGUGAGUUAAUAAAGAAGAUUUAUUGGCUGUUAGACAGCAGAGUGCCUGAGAGCAAGGUCUCCUGCCUGAAAGGUUCUAAUCUUUCUUGUGCCUCGUCUUUCUGGCUGUCUGGUGAAGCUUAUGGACUCCUUUGAAGAAUACUUUUUAAAAUGCAUAAAGUUCAAAGACAAAGUAAACCAAUAUAUCAGAAUAUUUUGUCCAAAAAUUUUUUUAAUUGAAGUAUAGUUAAUUUAUAAUGUGUUAAAUUCUUAGAGCAAAGUGAUUCAGUUAUACAUAUAUACAUAUUCUUUCACGUAUUCUUUUCGAUUAUGGUUUAUUAGGGGAUAUUGAAUAUAUCAAAAUAUUUUUUAAAAUUAUAAGAUGGUUGUCUUGAUAGUCAGCACCAUAUAGACAGGAAAACAGUGAUUAUGUUUGAACCAACAGUGGGCUAAUGAGGGGGUAUUGAAGAACUACUGUACUUUUGAAAUAUGAUUCCACUUGAAUGAUAUUUUGAGAUACAUGCAACAAUGUUAAUGUGAUAUGAAAACAUGUACAAUUUUAUAGUGUUGAUCAAAGGAUGACCAGUGUUGGUGAUAAUACUGUGAUUUGUUGCAUGCAAUUACAACAAAGGAAAUAGUAAAUUUUUGUUAAAGGCUAAUAAAAAUAAUGAAAAUGUUUUUUCUG
Sus scrofa (pig) is the source of this 2899-nucleotide messenger RNA. NCBI's taxonomy places the organism in Eukaryota, Metazoa, Chordata, Mammalia, Artiodactyla, Suidae. The record is from RefSeq and is a predicted model, not a curated record.